Scaptodrosophila lebanonensis is the source of this 1848-nucleotide messenger RNA. RefSeq names its product UDP-glucuronosyltransferase 1-9 (gene Ugt305A1). The transcript has 4 exons. The record is from RefSeq and is a predicted model, not a curated record. NCBI's taxonomy places the organism in Eukaryota, Metazoa, Arthropoda, Insecta, Diptera, Drosophilidae. Gene Ontology annotation, molecular function: UDP-glycosyltransferase activity. Bases 129 to 1829 code for a protein of 566 amino acids.
CGAGUAUAGAUUUAUCGCGUGUUUGCCAACGACUUCUAAUCUUAUCGGGCCGGCAUAUACUAUUUAAACAAACGAAAAACGGUGAAUCAGUCGCCCGUUGCCGGCACACCCGAGAAGUGGUUCGAAAAAUGUUGGGAAAAUGGGAAAAGUCGGAACUGCUGUUGCUCUUUCUCCUGAGCUGUGGCGCGUUGUGUGCACGGGGGGCCAACAUAUUGGGUUUGGUGACGACGCCACAGGGUGAUAAUCCCGCCUGGACGCAGCCGCUUUUCGAGGCGCUGGCCGCUCGUGGACACAGCGUUACGGUGCUGAGCACAGCACCUGUUCUGAAGAAUUCGGAUAUCACACACAUUCCACUGCAAAACGAUUACGAUGUGGUAAAGAAGCACUUUGUGGACGAGGGAUCGGGUGAAUAUAGAGACUAUUGGUCGUUCCGGCAUUUACAAAUCUGGUACGAGGCGAUGCUGGGCAGCUGUGGCUCCGUGCUGGAGGCACGCCUGCUAAAGAAACCAAGUUCCCAUCAGAUGCAGAGUCUGCAGGUCGAUUUCGAUUUGGUGAUCUAUGAUGCGACCUAUGCUUGGGAUUGUGUGCUUCAUAUGCUGCUGAAGCAGCGCCAGGUGCCUGUGAUGGGGGUAAGUGGCGGAAAACUGAACACCGAACUGUUGAAGGUAAUGCGCGCAUCAGACACCAUCAAUGCCGCCAAUAUUCCGCACUUUAUCAGCGAGCUGCCCCACGCAAUGGGCUACUGGCAGCGCGUCCACAAUCAUCUGCUCUACCUGGAGGAGGUCUUCCUGCGCCUGGCCAUAGCCAGUCCAGUACUCAGAGGUCUGCUCAAGACUGAUGAUUUCCAUCAUCGUGUCAAUCUCAUGCUGCUCAACACCCAUCCCGCUCUGGAUUAUGUUCAGAAUAUGCCGCCAAACAUUUUAGAGGUGGGCGGCUUGCACAUACGCCCCCAUUCCCGCGAAUUGUCGCAGUCUGUUGAAGUGUUCCUGGAGGACUAUUCCGAGGGCGUUAUAUACAUAUCAUUGCCACGAAUAGAGCUGUUCCCAGAAAUGGCCCGAACGGCAAUUAUCGAUGUGGUUGCUUCGUACCGAAAUUAUGGCAUUAUAUGGAAUCUACAUAAUGAGGAACUCAAGAACACAAUACCUGUUGAAAAAAUGACUAAUUUGCAUAUCGUUCAAGUGGAGCCGCAAGCACAACAGGACAUACUGGCAUAUUCGAAUGUGAAGGCCUUUAUAACGCAUGGCGACAGUUUCAGUCUGCAGGAGGCCAUAUACAAUGCUAUUCCCGUCGUGGUAUUUCCCAUGCUUCAUGAUGAGAUCAAUAAUGCACAGCGAGUUAAGGAACGUAGCUUGGGUAUCACAAUUGCUGUGAAAAGCUUCUCAUACAAUUCCUUUUCAUUGGCGCUGAAGCGCGUCCUGUUUGAUGACCACUUUUCGGAUGCCGUGCAUCAGGCCAAGCUUAGUUUUCGCAAUCGGGCCAUGUCGCCUGUGGAGGAGGCUGUCUGGCAUGCCGAAAAGCUAAUGACAGAACCUCAAAUCUAUGAUGCCCUCAGCAGUCCGGAGGCGCACAGUCAAAAUUAUUUUGUGCGCCAUUCGUUGGAUGUACUUGCACUGCCAGCUCUCUUCAUCCUGCUCUUCAUAUUCAAUGUAGCCUUUUUGAUCAUGCAAAUGAUAGCUGGCUUUAAGGAUAUGCGAAAGAAGAAGCUAGAACAUGAACAGCUCCUGCCCAAACCACGCGGCAAAAAAAGUCUGAAGGAGGCAAAGUAUAUUCCAUUACGCAAACAGCAAAAACAUGACACGCACCAUACCAGGGUGCAAAAGGAUGAAUAAAAGGACGAUAUUUAAUGUA